Molecule: messenger RNA, 705 nt
Organism: Miscanthus lutarioriparius
Lineage: Eukaryota; Viridiplantae; Streptophyta; Magnoliopsida; Poales; Poaceae
Source: the annotation of a GenBank genome assembly
AUGCCAUCAACAUCACGCAGUUGGGCAUAUGGUGUAGACAACUUAUUAUGGGAGCUUUGGGGCUCGCCUGAAACCUGCACCGUAUCAGGUGGUCAGGUGGAUAAUGGCAAAAGGUUGAAGCAGGCUAAGGUUAUUCUACAGGCAGCUACUCUACAGCACUUCGCUGUAUUUGGUGAAACACCGUUAUCCUCUACCCAGUGUAUAUUAGGUGACGGCUCUGAGAUUACAUCUGACAAUCGACCUAAACAUACCAUCUUUGAUUGGUUCUUUGACCCGCUUAUGGUUAUAAAGGAACAAAUCAAAGCUGAGAACUUCACUGAAGAAGAGGAAGAAUAUCUGAAAAUGCGAGUGCUGUUGGCUGGUGAUCCCAGUCGCCUGAAAGGUUCUCUGCCUCAUGUUCCAUCCUUGACUGAGCGUAAAAAGGCAGAUAUAGACGCAUUUGCUCGCAGAUUGCAAGGAAUCACAAAGUCGAUAUCUAGAUAUCCUACAGCAAAGCGCCGCUUUGACGACCUUGUGAAGGCGCUCUUGUCAGAGCUCGAGAGGACGAUGGGUGGCAGCCAGUCUGCCAAUGGAUCCCAGUCCCAGGCGCAGAGGCUGCGAAACUCGGUAGCCCGGAUGCUCAGCCAGAAAUCCAUGGGCAAGACGGACAACAUCAGGGAUGAAGACCCAGAAGCGCAGAUGACAAGAUUGUCUCGCACCCCGUGA